AUGUCGUUCUCUAUCUUGAAACUAGUAGUGGGUCCAAACCCUCCGGUGAUCAAACCAAAUGAGUCACAUGCGAAACGGCCAAGAAUACCAAUGGUGAAAAUAGCUCUUGUCCCUCUUCAGAUCAGAAGCAAGGAAGAAGAAAAACAAGCAGAUAAAACCUUCACCAGAGUCUCACGGAGAGAUAUAGCAUUGUGUUUGACUGCUGCAUCUGUAAGUGGAUUCACUCUUUUUUCACCAGAGCAUGCUGAAGCACGCAUUUCAAGAGCCGAGAUGAAGAGGAUAAUUAUGGAGAAGCUUGAAAUGCUCAGGGCAAAGGCUGGGUUAACGAACUCAAAAGUUGAGACCGGGGAAAAGAUUCCCCCACCUCAACCAUUAGAAAAGGGAAAAAAGUCUUCUCCUCCUCUACCAAGUCUCCUGAAUGGUGCAGCUGCACCUCUGGUGGAACCAACUCUGCCAUGA
Messenger RNA from Ilex paraguariensis (yerba mate), 459 nucleotides. Lineage: Eukaryota; Viridiplantae; Streptophyta; Magnoliopsida; Aquifoliales; Aquifoliaceae. The record is from the annotation of a GenBank genome assembly.